AUGCUAGAGAGCUCUACAGCUCUCGGCUCGGAGCUCGGCCUCGUUCACUGCAGGGAGACAGAUAUGGAGAAGAACCCGAACAACAGCAGCAAUACCAAGGUUCCACCUCGUUCCAACUCCUCUGGGCCAACCCCGGGGGAAUCUAAACCCAAGUCAGAAAAUAAGAAUAAUGGAGGCGCCAAGCGCUAUAGCCGCAAGCGGGAGCCCUCCUUUCCCAAACCAGAAAAUUUCUCGGGCCCACGUCGCACCAAUCCACAGAAAAGCAAGAAUUUUGACAAGAGACCCCCCCAGAGAGGUGGAGGACGGCAAUAUGGGGUUACAGGUGGAGGACGACGGGAGGAGGUAGCAGAGACGCGCCGGGCAGAGUUUAGCCCGGCUCAGUUUGCUGGACCGAAAAAAAUAAGCCUGAACCACCUGUUGAACUUCACCUUUGAACCUCGUGGAGGUAACGGUGCUGCCGGAGAUGGAGGCUACACUUGUUGGGGACGUCGAAAUAAAUGGGGUCAUAAGCACAAGCCCUUUAACAAGGAGCUUUUCCUGCAAGCCAAUUGCCAGUUUGUGGUGACUGAUGACCAGGACUACAAGGGUCACUUCACUGAUCCAGAUACUCUGGUCAGCUGGGAUUGUGUGCAGCAAGUGCGAAUCUACAGUCAUGAGGUUCCAUCUUGCCCCAUCUGCCUCUAUCCACCCGUGGCAGCUCGCAUUACACGUUGUGGACACAUCUUCUGUUGGCCUUGCAUACUGCACUACCUGUCUUUAAGUGACAAGACUUGGUCAAAGUGCCCCAUAUGCUAUGAGGCUGUUCACACUGUGGAUUUAAAGAGUGUGGUUGCCAUGGAGACCAGGCAAUACGUGGUUGGGGAUAUCAUCACCAUGCGCCUCAUGCGGAGGGAAAAGGGGACUUUGGUGGCCAUGCCAAGCUCUCAGUGGGUAAAAGUGGAGGAACCUGUACGGUUUGGAGAUUCUUCUCUGAGCCCUUAUUCCAAGUUGCUGCUGACAUCCUGCAGUCAGGUCCUCAACAUGGUGGCAGAGGAAAAGGCAGUUCUGCAAGCUCAGCUAUGCCUGGAAGAGGAUGCGCAAGACUGCUUUAUCCAGAGUGCGCUUUGCCUCUUGCAGGAGCGAGAAGAAAUGUUGUUGAAGAAGCAGCAGCCAUCUACAGACAACAGCUUUGACUUGUCCACUCUGACUCUUGAGGAACCUACUCCUGUCAAUGAGGUGUUGACCAUUAAGAGCUCUACCAAGCCUGUGCUCCAGUACUCUUCUGCUUUUGAUGAUGAGGUGGAAGAAGUCCCAAUUAAUGAAGAGCAGUCAGGAUCGCUUGAGCAUACUUUGGAAAGUGUGCUUGAAGAGCCUCCGGAUACUGUGUUGGAUCCAGUGCCACAUAACUUUACUGAUGAAGAAAACUCUGCCAAAGAGGCAGAACCAGGUCACUCUCAAACCAACCAGGUGCACGGACCGUUCUAUUAUUUCUACCAAGCUGAAGACUGCCAGCAGAUGUUCUUGCAUCCUGUGAAUAUACGCUGUUUAUUGAGGGAAUAUGGCAGUUUGGAAGCGAGCCCGGACUCAAUCACUGCCACAGUGGUGGAGAUCGAGGGACAUACAGUCACUGAGGAGAUCCGUCGUCGACAUCGUUACCUGUCUCAUCUUCCACUCACAUGUGAAUUCAGCAUCUGUGAGUUGGCCUUGCAGCCACCAAUCCUGUCCAAGGAAACCAUGGACACAUUUGCAGAUGAAUUGGAGAAAAGGAAACGCCUGAGACAGAAGAAAGCGAGAGACGAGAAGCGCAGAGAGAAGCGAAUUGAAAUUGAAGAGAACAAGAAGCAGGGUAAAUACCCCGAGGUGCAUAUUGGACUAGAGAACCUUCAAAAUUUCCCAGCAUUUGGGUCGCCACCUCACAACAGCAGCCCUCUAGUACAGCCAGAUUUUACUUUGCUUCCUCCUUCUCCCCUAAGCAGCAGCCCUUCCUCUGAGGGAAUGAUGUUCCCAUGCCUGAAUGGACAAACCUCUCCUGUUGUGGGAAGUGCGGAAGAUGACUCUCACUGCAUGUCAUUUGCACAGAUGUUGAAAGAUGGAAAAGCCAGAGUUGAUGGACCCAGAAUCACCAGAAAAAAAGAUAAACUGUUAGCUCCGCCAACAGCUGACAGCGAAGGCGAAAGUGACGGGUCAGAUCGUGCUCCAGUGCCCAACUUUCAGAACUCUUUCAGCCAAGCAUUUGAGAAGGCACUUCUGCAGCUUGACAGUCCAGAACCUUCUCCACAACCUGUAGUUGUCUCAGAUGAGAAAGGAGGGAAGAAGAAAAAGAAAAAACAGAAGCUUCUCUUCAGCACAUCCAUGGUUCACACAAAGUAG
Molecule: messenger RNA, 2349 nt
Organism: Nerophis lumbriciformis (worm pipefish)
Lineage: Eukaryota; Metazoa; Chordata; Actinopteri; Syngnathiformes; Syngnathidae
Source: RefSeq, a predicted model, not a curated record